Messenger RNA from Coregonus sp. 'balchen', 8197 nucleotides. NCBI's taxonomy places the organism in Eukaryota, Metazoa, Chordata, Actinopteri, Salmoniformes, Salmonidae. The record is from the annotation of a GenBank genome assembly.
UGAAUUAAGCAAACCUUUACUUCCUGUGGGAAGAGCUGGGAUCUUAUUUUCUGAAAUACUGCACAUACUAUGCAAACAAAUGGUAAGUUACAUUGUGUGGGCUUUACUCCUCUAGUUGAUUAUUUCUGAAAGAAUGUCUUACCCCUUUAGCUCUUCUGACCUCAGAGAGAAUUUCACACAGCAUCUUUCUCACAGAGAACUGUGUUAAUAUAGCUGUCGGUUAUUUUUGCAUGGCUUUUGUCGCGGUGCGAGUGAGUUACCAAGUGCAUAUCAAGCCAGCAAACCCAUUAACUAUUGGAAGCCAGGGUUCUGACAUGUUGUCCUGUCUGUCUCCUACACAGAGCCAUAGGAAAGUAGGCACCUUGUGGAGAAAGUCAGGCCUCAGCUGGAGUGACUUCCUGCCGGAGGAAGAGGACGUCCUGGAUUUCAUCUCACAGCAGGUUAGUGAGAUAGACACCAUGUAUUACGGCAUGGAGGCAUCCCAACAGAAACAGUUUUACAGCAACCUAACCCUUCUCUCCUCUCUGUCUCCCCUCUUCUCCAUGUCCUCCUCCUGUCAGAAGCUCCAGUUCACUAUGGCGGACUGCUCCAGUCCUGAGGCAGCCCUCUCUGCGACGGAACUGUCCCCAGAGGUGCUCAACCAGCAGCUGGAGAGACUCUUGCUGGAGGACAUGGCCAGUGAUGAGCAGAUCUUUGACUGGGUAGAGGUACAGACUGUAACAUUAAGCCCACCACACAGCUCAGCACAGCUACGUUUGGCUUCGUGUCAUACACAUGUUGGUUUAUAAAUGCAUAGUGUUGCAUAUUUCAAGUGAAGUAACAGAGAUGCAGGCACUGAUAUCGUGCAGCUUUCCCAUGUCUAAGCGGAGCUCCUUUGUGCUCCUCUGAAUGAUAUAAUGGCGCCGGAGGAGAUGGCUGCCGUUUUACGGGCUCCUAACUAAUUGUGCUAUUGUGUUUUUUUGCGUUAUUGAGGAGUACACCACAUCAGUCACUGGCUUCAUCAAUAAGUGCAUUGAUAACGUCGUCCCCACAGUGACCGUACGUACAUACCCCAACCAGAAGCAAUGGAUUACAGGCAACAUCCGCACUGAGCUAAAAGGGUAGAGCUGCCGCUUUCAAGGAGCGGGACUCUAACCCGGACGCUUGCAAACUAUUACGGUCUACAAAGGGAAGCACAGCCGCGAGCUGCCCAGCGACACAAGCCUACCAGACAAGCCUUACUUCUAUGCUCGCUUCGAGGCAAGCAACACUGAAGCAUGCAUGAGAGCAUCAGCUAUUCCGGACGACUGUGUGAUCACGCUCUCCGUAGCCGAUGUGAGUAAAACCUUUAAACAGGGCCAAACGGAUUCUGAGCAUGCGCUGAUCAACUGGCAAGUGUCUUCACUGACAUUUUCAACCUGUCCCUGACUGAGUCUGUAAUACCAAUAUGUUUCAAGCAGACCACCAUAGUCCCUGUACCCAAAAACACUAAGAGAACCUACCUAAAUGACUACCGACCCAUAGCACUCACGUCUGUAGCCAUGAAGUGCUUUGAAAGGCUGGUCAUGGCUCACAUCAACACCAUUAUCCCAGAAACCCUAGACCCACUCCAAUUUGCAUACCGCCCCAACAGUUCCACAGAUGAUGCAAUCUCUAUUGCACUCCACACUGCCCUUUCCCACCUGGACCAAAGGAACACCUACGUGAGAAUGCGACUCAUUGACUACAGCUCAGCAUUCAACACCAUAGUGCCCUCAAAGCUCAUCACUAAGCUAAGGACCCUGGGACUAAACGCCUCCCUCUGCAACUGGAUCCUGGACUUCCUGACAGGUCGCCCCCAGGUGGUAAGGGUAGGUAACAACACAUCUGCCACGCUGAUCCUCAACACGGGGGCCCCUCAGGGGUGCGUUCUCAGUCCCCUCCUGUACUCCCUGUUCACCCAUGAUUGCAUGGCCAAGCACGACUCCAACAUCAUCCUUAAGUUUGCCGACGACACAACAGUGGUAGGCCUGAUCACCAACAAUGAUGAGACAGCCUAUAGGGAGGAGGUCAGAGACAUUACAUUUUUACAUUUACGUCAUUUAGCAGACGCUCUUAUCCAGAGCGACUUACAAAUUGGUGCAUUCACCUUAUAGCCAGUGGGAUAACCACUUUACAAUUAUUUUAUUUUUUUGGGUGGGGUGGGGUAAGGGGGGGUUAGAAGGAUUACUUUAUCCUAUCCCAGGUAUUCCUUAAAGAGGUGGGGUUUCAAAUGUCUCCGGAAGGUGGUGAGUGACUCCGCUGUCCUGGCGUCGUGAGGGAGCUUGUUCCACCAUUGGGGUGCCAGAGCAGCGAACAGUUUUGACUGGGCUGAGCGGGAACUGUGCUUCAGCAGAGGUAGGGGAGCCAGCAGGCCAGUGGUGGAUGAACGCAAUGCCCUCGUUUGGGUGUAGGGACUGAUCAGAGCCUGAAGGUACGGAGGUGCCGUUCCCCUCACAGCUCCGUAGGCAAGCACCAUGGUCUUGAAGCAGAUGCGAGCUUCAACUGGAAGCCAGUGUAGUGUGCGGAGGAGCGGGGUGACGUGAGAUAACUUGGGAAGGUUGAACACCAGACGGGCUGCGGCAUUCUGGAUGAGUUGUAGGGGUUUAAUGGCACAGGCAGGGAGCCCAGCCAACAGCGAGUUGCAGUAAUCCAGACGGGAGAUGACAAGUGCCUGGAUUAGGACCUGUGCCGCUUCCUGUGUAAGGCAGGGUCGUACUCUCCGAAUGUUGUAGAGCAUGAACCUACAGGAUCGGGUCACCGCCUUGAUGUUAGCGGAGAACGACAGGGUGUUGUCCAGGGUCACGCCAAGGCUCUUCGCACUCUGGGAGGAGGACACAACGGAGUUGUCAACCGUGAUGGCGAGAUCAUGGAACGGGCAGUCCUUCCCGGGGAGGAAGAGCAGCUCCGUCUUGCCAAGGUUCAGCUUGAGGUGGUGAUCCGUCAUCCAUACUGAUAUGUCUGCCAGACAUGCAGAGAUGCGAUUCGCCACCUGGUUAUCAGAAGGGGGAAAGGAGAAGAUUAGUUGUGUGUCGUCUGCGUAGCAAUGAUAGGAGAGGCCAUGUGAGGAUAUGACAGAGCCAAGUGACUUGGUGUAUAGCGAGAAUAGGAGAGGGCCUAGAACUGAGCCCUGGGGUCACCAGUGGUGAGAGCACGUGGUGCGGAGACAGCUUUUCGCCACGCCACUUGGUAGGAGCGACCGGUCAGGUAGGACGCAAUCCAAGAGUGAGCCGCGCCGGAGAUGCCCAGCUCGGAGAGGGUGGAGAGGAGGAUCUGAUGGUUCACAGUAUCAAAGGCAGCAGACAGGUCUAGAAGGACAAGAGCAGAGGAGAGAGAGUUAGCUUUAGCAGUGCGGAGAGCCUCCGUGACACGGAGAAGAGCAGUCUCAGUUGAAUGACCAGUCUUGAAACCUGACUGGUUUGGAUCAAGAAGGUCAUUCUGAGAGAGAUAGCAAGAGAGUUGGCUAAAGACGGCACGCUCAAUAGUUUUGGAGAGAAAAGAAAGAAGGGAUACUGGUCUGUAGUUGUUGACAUCAGAGGGAUCGAGUGUUGGUUUUUUGAGAAGGGGUGCAACUCUCGCUCUCUUGAAGACGGAAGGGACAUAGCCAGCGGUCAAGGAUGAGUUGAUCAGCGAGGUGAGGUAAGGGAGAAGGUCACCGGAGAUGGUCUGGAGAAGAGGAGGGGAUAGGGUCAAGCGGGCAGGUUGUUGGGCGGCCGGCUGUCACAAGUCGCAAAAUUUAUUCUGGAGAGAGAGGGGAGAAAGAAGUCAAAGCAUAGGGUAGGGCAGUGUGAGCAGGACCAGCAGUGUCAUUUGACUUAACAAACGAGGAUCGGAUGUCGUCAACCUUCUUUUCAAAAUGGUUGACGAAGUCAUCCACAGAGAGGGAGGAGGGGGGAGGGGGAGGAGGAUUCAGCUGGGAGGAGAAGGUGGCAAAGAGCUUCCUAGGGUUAGAGGCAGAUGCUUGGAAUUUAGAGUGGUAGAAAGUGGCCUUAGCAGCAGAAACAGAUGAAGAAAAUGUAGAGAGGAGGGAGUGAAAAGAUGCCAGGAUAACAACCUCUCCCUCAACGUGACCAAGACAAAGGAGAUGAUUGUGGACUACAGCAAAAGGAGGACUGAGCACAUCCCCAUUCUCAUCGACAGUGCUGUAGUGGAGCAGGUUGAGAGCUUCAAGUUCCUUGGUGUCCACAUCACCAACGAACUAUCAUGGUCCAAACACACCAAGACAGUCAGGAGACUGAAAAGAUUUGGCAUGGGUCCUCACAUCCUGAAAGUUAUACAGCUGCACCAUCGAGAGCAUCCUGACUGGUUGCAUCACCGCCUGGUAUGGCAACUGCUCGGCCUCCGACCGCAAGGCACUACAGAGGGUAGUGCGUACGGCCCAGUACAUCACUGGGGCCAAGCUUCCUGCCAUCCAGGACCUCUAUACUAGGCGGUGUCAGAGGAAGGCCCUAAAAAUUGUCAAAGACUCCAGCCACCCUAGUCAUAGACUGUUCUCUCUGCUACCGCACGGCAAGCAGUACCGGAACGCCAAGUCUAGGUCCAAAAGGCUUCUUAACAGCUUCUACCCCCAAGCCAUAAGAAACCUGAACAGCUAAUCAAAUGGCUACCUGGACUAUUUGCAUUGUCCCCCACCCCCUCUUUUUACACUGCUGCUACUCUGUUUAUUAUCUAUGCAUAGUCACUUUACCUCUACCCACAUGUACAUAUUACCUCAAUUACCUCGACUAACCUGUGCCCCCGCACACUGACUCUGGACCGGUACCCCCUGUAUAUAGCCUCACUACUGUUAUUUUACUGUUGCUCUUUAAUUAUUAUUAUUUUAUUUCUUUUUUACUUAUCUAUUUUUUCUUAACACUUAUUUUUCUUCAAACUGCAUUGUUGGUUAAGUGCUGGUUAAGGCUUGUAAGUAAAAAUUUCACUGUAAGGUCUACACCUGUUGUAUUCAGCGCAUGUGACAAAUAACAUUUGAUUUGAUUUGUUGUCCUCCACAUCCCAGGCAAAUCUAGAUGAAUCUCAGAUGAGCUCGUCUCCGUUCCUGAGAGCUCUGAUGACUGCUGUGUGUAAGGCAGCGGUGAAAGGUAAGCUGUCAUUCCUUUAGCUUGGGACAGUCCUCUGUUGUUUUUUAUAUAUUAUAUAGCUAGAGCAGCUCACAACAAUUUUCUCCAUCUUUGUUUCUUGUGUAGAUGAAAGCACUUCCUGUCGAGUGGAUGUAGCCAUUAUUCAGAGGAGAUUGCCCGUAUUACUCAAGUACCUUAACUCAGACACUGAGCGACAGCUACAAGCACUUUAUGCACUUCAGGCGCUGAUAGUCACACUGGAUCAGCCUCCUAGUAAGUAACAUCCCACUCAGACGUUAAACCUCAAGAUUCACUAUAAAGAUAAAGCGCAGUUCUGUCUCACACCCUGUACAGAACCAUUUUACAUGUACUUUUUUCCCCUGACAAAACUAAAAUAUUUUUUUGUCACAUACACAUUUACAUUUUUUUUACAUUUUAGUCAUUUAGCAGACGCUCUUAUCCAGAGCGACUUACAGUUAGUGAAUACAUUUAUUUAUUUAUUAUUAUUAUUUAUUUUUUUAUACUGGUCCCCCGUGGGAAUCGAACCCACAACCCUGGCGUUGCAAACGCCAUGCUCUAUCAACUGAGCUACAUCCCUGCCGGCCAUUCCCUCCCCUACCCUGGACGACGCUGGGCCAAUUGUGCGCCGCCCAUGAGUCUCCCGGUCGCGGCCGGCUGCGACAGAGCCUGGAUUCGAACCAGGAUCUCUAGUGGCACAGUUAGCACUGCGAUGCAGUGCCUUAGACCACUGCGCCACUCAGGAGGUCUUCGAUGUAGUGGCCUUAGACCACUACACCACAUCAGUGCAGUGAAAUGUUUUGUUUUACAGGGUCAGACAUAAUAGUACGGCGCCCCUGGAGCAAAUUGGGGUUAAGUGCCUUUCUCAAGGACCCAUCGACACAUUUUUCACCUUGUCGGCUCGGGUAUCCGAAACAGCAACCUUUCGGUUAUUGAACCUAUGCUCUAUACGCUAGGCUAGUUGCCGCCCUGAAGACAUCCUUUUAUGGUUUUAUCUCCUGCAGCCAUUGCUAUUAUAUAAAAAGAAUUUCUUCACCAACUUACUAUGAAAAUUGAGACUCAUUUAAAGCUAGAAUCCUUAGUUGCUACAUCCAUUUUUUGACUUAUAAAUUAAUGAUAUAUACCCAUUUAAUUAUUGAAUAAUAUAACUUAUAAAUCCCUCAUGAGCUUAGUUGAACUGUCCUACCCCAUUAGAUCCCAAAAUAAGCUUGUUUUAUUCCAAUGUUUGUAAACAAUGUAACAUGGUUAAAACUCAAAUGUUGAUAUCAUGGAUGGUUAGUCCUUGCAUACAUACAGUGAGGGAAAAAAGUAUUUGAUCCCCUGCUGAUUUUGUACGUUUGCCCACUGACAAAGACAUGAUCAGUCUAUAAUUGUUGUUAUUCUGUCUCUCACUGUUCAAAUAAACCUACCAUUAAAAUUAUAGACUGAUCAUGUCUUUGUCAGUGGGCAAACGUACAAAAUCAGCAGGGGAUCAAAUACUUUUUUCCCACACUGUACAUUACCAGUCAAAAGUUACAUUGUAGAAUAAUAGUGAAGACAUCAAAACUAUGAAAUAACACACAUGGAAUCAUGUAGUAAACAUAAAAGUGUUAAACAUAUAUUUGAGAUUCUUCAAAUAGCCACCCUUUGCCUUGAUGACAGCUUUGCACACUCUUGGCAUUCUCUCAACCAGCUUCACCUGGAAUGCUUUUCCAACAGUCUUGAAGGAGUUCCCACAUAUGCUUAGCACUUGUUGGCUGCUUUUCCUUCACUAUGCGGUCCGGCUCAUCCCAAACCAUCUCAAUUGGGUUGAGGUCGGGGGAUUGUGGAGGCCAGGUCAUCUGAUGCAGCACUCCAUUACUCUACUUCUUGGUAAAAUAGCCCUUACACAGCCUGUCCUGUUGAAAAACAAAUUAAUAGUCCCACUAAGCCCAAACCAGAUGGGAGAGCGUAUCACUGCAGAAUGCUGUGGUAGCCAUGCUGGUUAAGUGUGCCUUGAAUUCUAAAUAAAUCACAGACAGUGUCACCAGCAAAGCACACCCACACCAUAACACCUCCUCCUCCAUGCUUUACGGUGGGAACUACACAUGUGGAGAUCAUCCGUUCACCCACACCGCGUAUCACAAAGACACGUCGGUUGGAACCAAAAAUCUCCAAUUUGGACUCCAGACCGAAGGACAGAUUUCAUUUAUUUCGGCUGCAAUUUUCUGAGGCUGGUAACUCUAAUGAACUUAUCCUCUGCAGCAGAGAUAACUCUGGGUCUUCCAUUCCUGUGGUGGUCAUCAUGAGAGCCAGUUUCAUCAUAGCGCUUGAUGGUUUUUGUGACUGCACUUUGAUGGUUUUUGUGACUGCAGCCCCCCCCCCCCCCCCAUGAAGCUGGUUGAGAGAACGCCAAGAGUGUGCAAAGCUGUCAUCAAGGCAAAUGGUGGCUAUUUUAAGCAUCUCAAAUAUAAAAUAUAUUUUAAUAAUAAUAAUAAUAUGCCAUUUAGCAGACGCUUUUAUCCAAAGCGACUUACAGUUGUGCGUGCAUACAUUUUUGUGUAUGGGUGGUCCCGGGGAUCGAACCCACUACCUUGGCGUUACAAGCGCCGUGCUCUACCAGCUGAGCUACAGAGGACCACCCAGCUACAGAGGACCACCCAUUUUGAUUUGUUUAACACUUUUUUGGUUACUACAUGAUUCCAUUUGUGUUAUUUCAUAGUUUUGAUGUCUUCUAUUAUUUUACAAUGUAAAAAAAUAGUACAAAUAAAGAAAAACCCUUGAACGAGUAGGUGUGUCCAAACUUUUGACUGGUAGUGUAGCUCUGUCUAUGAAUUUGAGUGGUUACAUUUCUCUAGGCCCAUCCCUCAGCUUUUUACCAAAAUGUAGGCGGGGAGCCAAUUUAUUAUCGUUUCAAUUAAGGAGUCUUGCUUUAAGCCAUGGGAUUUGGUUAUUAUAGCACUUUCCCCUCUGUCUCUGUCUCUCCAGACCUGCUCCGGAUGUUCUUUGACUGUCUGUAUGAUGAGGACGUCAUCUCGGAGGACGCUUUUUACAAGUGGGAGACCAGCAAGGACCCUGCGGAGCAGCUGGGCAAGGGUGUGGCUCUCAAGUCUGUAACCGCUUUCUUCACCUGGCUGAGGGAGGCCGAGGAAGAGUCGGAGGAUAAU